GAAAAAUUAAGUGUGUUGGCAGAUUGUUUGUCAAAAUUACUAGAAAAAAUCCCAAGGUGAAGAUAACUGGAGAAUUAAAUCAUCUAAUGCAUUCUUUGCACAUAUAAACCUAACUAACAAGCAAAAUAAAUGGUUAGUGAUGAUCGAAUUUGUGUUUUGACGUUAUACAAAGAAUAAUUUAUGAAGCCCAACAUUUGAUUCACGAUAUUUUAACUUUUAUUAACAACAGUUCAGUUAAAACGUCACUUUAUUGAGUAUAGGUAAUAUUUGUUAUUAUAAUUUAUACUGUGCAAAUAAGUUAUAAAGAUGCCUCUGUUUGGAAAGUCACAAAAAAGCCCCACAGAUGUUGUUAAAGCUCUUAAAGAAGCAGUGAAUUCUCUUGAAAAAGGUGAUAAGAAAGCAGAAAAAGCACAAGAAGAUGUCAGCAAAAAUUUAGUAUUAAUUAAGAAUAUGCUGUAUGGUACAUCGGAUGCUGAACCCCAGACAGACAUAAUUGUGGCUCAGCUUGCUCAAGAACUAUACAACAGCAACCUGUUACUGCUACUGAUCCAGAAUCUUAAUCGUAUCGAUUUUGAAGGCAAGAAGGAUGUUGCCCAAGUGUUCAACAAUAUUUUAAGAAGGCAAAUUGGCACUAGGUCGCCCACAGUGGAAUAUAUUUGCACCAAACCAGAGAUUCUAUUUACACUAAUGACUGGGUAUGAACAUCAAGACAUAGCUCUAAAUUGUGGUACAAUGUUGAGAGAGUGUGCAAGAUAUGAAGCCUUGGCUAAAAUAAUGUUAUAUUCUGAUGAUUUUUACAAUUACUUCAGAUACGUUGAAGUUUCCACUUUUGAUAUUGCAUCUGAUGCAUUUUCUACUUUUAAAGAAUUAUUGACAAGACACAAGAUCUUAUGUGCAGAAUUUUUAGAAACAAACUAUGAUAAGGUGUUCAGUCAUUAUCAGCGAUUAUUGAAUUCUGAAAACUAUGUGACAAGACGUCAAAGUCUUAAAUUACUUGGAGAACUUUUAUUAGACAGGCAUAACUUUACUGUUAUGACAAGGUAUAUUUCCAACCCUGACAAUCUAAAACUUAUGAUGAAUAUGUUAAAAGAAAGAUCCAGGAAUAUUCAAUUCGAAGCUUUUCAUGUAUUUAAGGUAUUUGUUGCAAAUCCAAAUAAGCCUAAACCAAUACUGGAUAUACUUUUACGCAACCAAGAAAAACUCGUGGAAUUCCUAAUGAGGUUUCAUACAGACAGGGCAGAAGACGAACAAUUUAACGACGAAAAGGCUUACCUUAUAAGGCAAAUAAAGGAGCUAAAGGCCGUUCAAGGUCACUAAAAAAUGUAACGCAGACUUAUGUUUUCGGCAUUAGUUUGGGUUUCUAAGCAAAAAUCAACUAAACGAAUUUUCAAAAUAAACCCUAACGUUUUCAACUUUAACUAUGCCUUAUGCUGGACAGUACACACUCUAUGCUUCAGUAGGCAACUAACAUUCAUUUUUCAUUGUCAUGUUACCUAUUUAAAAGCUAAGCUGUGAAAAUCAUUUUAUUUAUUGUUUUUUGACAUAUUGUGCAAUAAAACAUAGGCUGGAUCUGUGUUGAUUCAUCACUUAUUAUUUUUCAUAUUUUUUCGCCGCUUUUAAAUUUGUUGUUGACCAACACUCAUUUUUAACGAAAUAUCCAAUUCACAGCUUUUCUUUUAUUGUAUAUUAGUUUAUUUGAAACCUUGAUUUAUUUAUCAAGUUUAGCUGAUUUUUGACAAUAUAUUUUUUAAAUUACAUAAAUCCUGCCAAAAUAGUUUUCCCUGGAUGAUUAUGUAAUUUUUUAUUAUUUUGUAGACUUUAAAUUAUUACAAUAUUUAUAUAAGA
Messenger RNA from Brassicogethes aeneus, 1845 nucleotides. The record is from the annotation of a GenBank genome assembly. Lineage: Eukaryota; Metazoa; Arthropoda; Insecta; Coleoptera; Nitidulidae.